CCGCCGGUGACGUCACAAGUUUAUUGAUUUUACCUCGUGUCAUCCUUUCUGCAAGUUUAUUGUAGGGAAAAACAUCAUCACAGGGCGUUCCUGCAAUGUACAAGCUACUUUUUCUUGUUCUGGCGACUAUUCACCUCUGUUCAUCCUCGAGGGUCCUCGAGCUGAGUGACAGAUUUCUUGAGAUCAAGAAAGAAGGCCAUUGGCUUAUCAUGUUUUAUGCGCCGUGGUGCGCCCAUUGCAAGAGGCUUGAGCCAGUUUGGGCGCUUGUCGCUCAGUCCCUUUACAACACAAACAUACGCGUUGGAAAGAUCGACUGUAUUAAAUACCCUUUGAUCUCGACGCAGUUCAGCAUCAAUGGAUUUCCUACUAUCAUGUUUUUGAAAGGGGAUGAGAAGGAAUUUGUUUUUCAUGGGGAGAGGACGAAGGAAGAAAUCGUGCAUUUCGCCCUCAGGCUGAAUGGGCCGCCGGUUCAGCAGAUAACACGGCACGAGAGCAUCGACACGCUCAAAGCUUCGCAUAAAAUUUUUUUUGUUUACGUUGGAAAGUUUGAAGGAAGCCUCUGGGAAACGUACUACGAUGUCGCAGAGAGAUUCCAACCGUUUAGCUUUUUCUAUGCAACGGCGCCUGAAAUAGCAAGAAAGCAUGUCACCUUGAAAGAGAUUCCAACGGUGUUUGUCUAUAAGGAAAAUAGCCAUUAUAUUUUUGAGGUUGACAAAGGAAUGUAUAAUGAUAGGAUGAACCUGAAUGUCAGCCUUUCAGAAUGGGUCAAUGCUGAAAGGUUCGGCACUUUUGUGAAAAUAACCCGCGGCAAUAUACACCAGUACAGACAGACGAACAAAAAUCUAGUCCUGGCCGUCGUUGCUGAAAAUAAACUUGAGGAAGUGCCUGAAGAAAUGGCAAUAUUCCGUGAUAUGAUAAAAUCUGUGAUAGUCAACCACAGGGAUCAGUUCCACAGGUGGUUCCAGUUCGGCUGGAUCGGGAGUCCCGAGUUGGCAAACAGCAUAGCCAUGACCGAACUGCCUUUGCCGUACCUUAUCGUCGUAAACUCGACUACGAACCACCAUCACAUACCAGAUGACGAACCCAAAGUGCUCAACGUCGAGAACGUCAAGCUCUUCCUAGAUUCUAUACGGAAUGAAUCUGCUCCUUGCUAUGGUGGUAACUCUCUGCCGAUUCGGCUUUACCGGACGUAUUUCGAGGCGAGAGCGUCACUCGCCGAAAUGUGGAAGGGCAACCCUGUUCUGACGGCUGUUCUCUUCGGCCUUCCACUUGGCUUCCUCUCAUUAAUAUGCUAUUCAAUCUGUUGUGCUGACAUCCUAGAUGCAGAUGAAGAAGAGGAAGAACCUUUACUUAACGAAUUCUCUCAUGAGAAGAAAGAAUAAAACUUUUGUGCCUCAAAGGCAUACAAAUAGCUAGUCACUUCCAAAGAAA
Molecule: messenger RNA, 1431 nt
Organism: Cimex lectularius (bed bug)
Lineage: Eukaryota; Metazoa; Arthropoda; Insecta; Hemiptera; Cimicidae
Gene: Tmx3
Product: protein disulfide-isomerase TMX3
Exons: 11
Coding region: 96-1382 (428 amino acids)
Biological process (GO): peptidyl-cysteine oxidation
Cellular component (GO): endoplasmic reticulum
Molecular function (GO): protein disulfide isomerase activity
Source: RefSeq, a predicted model, not a curated record